AGUCAGAGCGCUAGCAACAUGCACAGAGGUAUCCAGCGUUAACCUCCAGUAAGCCCUGAGGGAGGACAGAUAGGUAUAGUUGAGGAAUAAUUGAGGAAGACCUGCUUGAGUGGCUUCACUUCUGACACUUCUGACUGGAGACUCUUCUACUCUCUCUUUUUUCACUCUCUCUUCUACUGUUCUGUUCUCUUCUGACAGACUCUCUUAGUCCCUCUCUCCCUCACUCUCUAUCCUGCUCUCUCUCUUGUCUUAAGAGAACUGUGGCUUCACUAUAGGACUCUGUCUCUCUCCAGUGUUUUGUUGCUGUGGUCUCAGUUUGUCUGUUUAGACAAUAAACAGGACUCUUCUCCACCUAACAGUGAUCUGCUGUUUGAUCUAUGUGAAGGUUGGUGUUGCUAAGCCAGGUGAUGAGGAUGUCUGAGAGGAACAUGGCAAAUCCAUAUAGCUCUUUCAUCAGUCAGCAGUCCCUCUGGAUCUACCUGACCACCAGCCACACCACCAGAUUACCUGUUCCCUAGUAACACACUGUAACAGACUGUAGAGACAACAUGGACACAGCUCUGAUGUUUACUCUUAAGGUGCGACAGUCUCUGGCCAUGUCAGCAUCACCAGGCAGGACCUUCUCGCCACAGACACAGCCAACGGCACAGACACAGAUACAGAUACAGAAACAGACACAACCACAGACACCAACACACCAGUCCUCCUCAGACUGUGCUCCAGAGUCUUCUCAUGAUGACGACAGCUCCACAGAGAGCAGUGAGGAUGUCUGUCUGCCAGGACCUCUAAGCCUGGAGCUGUCGAAACUGGAACUAGACAACCAGGACACACCCCAGCAGGACAGGGAGGCUGGUUGUGAAUAUAACAGUACUGGAGCCCCUGGGAUAGAGGGAGAUCUAGCUGUUAGUACUGGAGGUCCAGGAGGGCCAGCAGAGUCUGGUUUUGAUGUCUCCCCCCUUGACCCUCUAGACCUAGACCAGAUCGUCUGUCCCGCGGGUCUAAUCAGUGAGCCAGGCAGUGUCACAUCACCAUCGCCUGAUGAUGCCAAUAACAAUGGAUUGGAUUUACACAGCAGUUCUCCAGAAGCAGCUGAGGACCACUGCCUAGCCUCCAAUGUUCCUUCUCCUAGGAUAGAGGGAGAUGUGGAUGUUCUUGCUCCAAGGAUAGAGGAAAACCUGGAAGAAUCAGGACAUACCCUGGAUGCUAACCUCUCUGGUCAGCUAGAGGACAUCGAGCUGGGGCAUACCUCACCCAGGCAGACAGAGACAGACAUGGAGCUGGGCCAUACCUCACCCAGGCAGACAGAGACAGACAUGGAGCUGGGCCAUACCUCACCCAGGCAGACAGAGACAGACAUGGAGCUGGGCCAUACCUCACCCAGGCAGACAGAGACAGACAUGGAGCUGGGCCAUACCUCACCCAGGCAGACAGAGACAGACAUGGAGCUGGAGCAUACCUCACCCAGGCAGAUGGAGACAGACAGGGAGCUAGAGGAGGAGUCACCCAGGUGGACAGAGGCAGACAGCCAGCCUGAGGACUACUCAGAGGGACCUGUGGAGAACAGACAAGUCCCUACUGAUCUGGAACACACAGAAGACAACUAUGUCUCCGUCCCUCUAGUCCCAACAGAGAAUGGACAUAUCGCUACCCCUCUGGUCCAAUCAGAGACAGAGGUCAGCCACGUCACUAUCUCUGUGGUCCAAUCAGAGGCUUUUAGCUCCAUCCCUUCUCUAGUGGUCAGUGUAGACAACAACAUGGAUCCCUUCACACAUCCCUCCCUUACCCUGGCCCUAUUUGAGGCCCCCUUGGCAGGGCUAGGCCUCUGCGAUCACCCCUGCAUCCUCAAACACAAACCUAGCUCCAUCACCUUCUCAGGCUUCACCUGUAGUCCCUCCACCUGCCAUUCUAGCACCGACCACAGCGUCUUCAUCAAAAACAGCUCUGACUGCAGGGAGUCUUCCUCAGAGAAGGAUGAUGAAGGUGAUGAUGAAGAUGGGGAUGAUGAGGACACAUUCCCAGAGCUGCUUCAGAGCAGGGAGUUCCUGGUCAGUCGGAGGAGAAGGAGCAGCAGCAGAGACAAAGUAGUUAAGGAGAGAGGAUCUAUGAGUCCCCAGGCGGAGGCACCAGUCAGCUCUACAACCAACUCUCCAGCCAGCUCCCAUCUCUCCUCCUCCUCCAAAAACCAGAACCACAGCGGCUGCGAGGCAGAGACUGAGACCAGCAGCACAGAGGAGUCUCCCCUGGUCCAGCCUCAGACCCCGUGGUGUGAGUCUAUGAGCCAGCUGAUGAGGAAACUGGACCAGCUCAACCUGGACAUAGAGGAGGCUCUGAGUGCAUCAUCCUCCCCCUCGGACACACCCUGCACCGCACGCAGACAACAGUAUGGAGCUAUGUCUGGGACGGCAGUAAACCAAUCUCUUAACGAGGAGGACAGUACACUGCUGCAGCGAGGGGAACCAGAUACAGAAGAAUGUCUCAGACAGGACCAACACAAGACCUUGGCCCCUAGUAGCUCAGCCGAAGGAACCAGAGCCAGGACCAAGAAGACAGUCAUGUCCAGUAAGAUGACCAAUGCAGGUGCAGAACUCGAGGCGAAGGAGGCGUGUGAUUGGCUACGAGCGGCAGGAUUCCCCCAAUACGCUCAGCUCUUUGAAGACUCUCAGUUCCCCAUCGACAUCUCUCCUGUGAAGAAAGACCAUGACUUUCUGGACAACGACCUGGUGGAACCUCUCUACAGACGACUCAACACCUUGAAUAAGUGUGCCUCUAUGAAACUAGAUGUCAACCUUCCUAAGAAAAAGAGUGAAGACUCUGAUGAGGAGGACCUGCUUGCCAUCAGUGACAGAUGGACGUUUGAGUGGACGAGCCGCCGCUGGUCCAGACUAAAGGGGGAAGGGCGGAGUCCCAGGGAGGGGGAAGGCCGGGGCCUGCGGAACACUACCAGUAGCGAGAGUGUUCUAACUGACCUCAGCGAACCAGAGGUCUCAUCUCUCCACAGUGAGAGUAGCGGGGGGAGUGGCCACCAGGCUGUGAGCACAGAGGACUCAGACUGCUCUAACCGGAACUACUCUGACUCUGCAGCCAUGCCUGAACCUGACUCCAACUCCCUUACCCUGCCACACCUCCCUAAGCACCUCCCCUAUUACGGCUCGUUGCCCACCAAAAACAACCGCGCCGGACGGACCCGAGCCAAGGACUUCCUGCGCCACAUGGAGACGCUACGUUCCCGGGGCACGUUGGAUAGGGGGAGGAGCAAGAUGCUGGUUAUCAGCGCUCCGGUACUGCAGAUGGAGCCGCAGGCCCUGAAGACGAUGCGCUGUGUGGAGAUCACCAAUGGAGACAGGUCGGGGGCGGAGGUAACCACUGGGGGACCAAUCCUAGGGCUAACCCCCCAGUGCCCCUCCAGCAGCGAGGGCAGCCACUCCAGCGACAGCACCGUCUCCUCCCCCAGUCUGAAGGAGAGGAAGCCCCACUCCCAGCGGACGGACCGGUCUGACGCCAAGCGCAGUGGCAUGUAUCUGGAGGACUUGGCCGUGUUCUCCAGCCUGCAGCGGAACAGUGGCGUGGCCGAACACAACCGGCAUAACGAGUUCCGCUCCUACGAGGACCUGGUGGUCCACAUACCCAAAGACCAUAAGCCUGGCACCUUUCCCAAGGCCCUGUCCAUAGAGAGCCUCUCCCCCACCCUGGGGGCCUCCGUCCCCUGGCACAGCGGCAGCCUCAAUCCCCUGGAGCCCCAGUCCAACCCCAACCCCCGACCUAACUCUAACCCCAGGGAGUUCCACCCCCGCCCUGCCACCCAGUUCUGCCCACGGGGCAGUAGGAUCAGUGUGUACGACAACGUCCCUGGGUCUCACCUCUAUGCCUCUACUGGAGACCUGAUGGACCUGGAGAAGGAAGACCUGUUCCCCCACCUGGAUGACAUCUUGCAGCACGUCAACGGCCUGCAGCAGAUAGUGGACCGCUGGUCCAAGAACAUGCUGCCCUCUGCAGGCCUGGACGGACAGGGGAUCCAGCCUGCAGGUAUGCAGUCUUCCAGCCAGAUCACGCUGGACUUUGAGGGAACGUCUGUUCUGGAGGGACAGAGCACAGCCAGUGACAGGGACAGAGACCGUGGGUCCCUCAUUGAGACUCACUGUACAGGACACAGAGAGAGGAGGGACUCAGGAGUGGGAGCAUCGCUAACCAGACCCAACCGUCUGCGAUGGCCCAGCUUCCAGAUGUCCAACCGGCUCAGCCACUCAGUGGCCUCGCUCCAGAUCACCAACCAAUCAGCAGGCCAGCUCAGCCUGCUGCAGAAGUUCUCUCUCCUCCGCCUCACUGCCAUUAUGGAGAAAUACUCCAUGUCCAACAAACACGGAUGGACCUGGUCAGUUCCGAAGUUCAUGAAGAGGAUGAAGGUUCCUGACUACAAGGACAAGAACGUCUUUGGUGUUCCUCUGAUUGUUCACGUCCAGCGCUCUGGUCAGCCCCUCCCCCUCAGCCUGCAACAGGCCCUUCGAUACCUCAGGAGCCAGUGUCUAGACCAGGUGGGUCUGUUCCGUAAGUCUGGUGUGAAGUCUCGUAUCCAGGCGCUGAGGCAGAUGAAUGAGUCGUCUCCGGAUGAUGUCAGCUACGAGGACCAGUCAGCGUACGACGUAGCAGACAUGGUCAAACAGUUCUUCAGAGACCUGCCUGAACCUCUACUGACCAGCAAGCUGGGAGAGACCUUCCUACACAUCUACCAGUAUGUUCCUAAGGACCAGCGGUUGCAGGCUGUGCAGGCGGCCAUCAUGCUGAUGUCAGACGAGAACAGGGAGGUGCUCCAGAUGUUGCUCUGCUUCCUGUCUGACGUCACUUCCUCUGUGGAGGAGAACCAGAUGACUCCCAUGAACAUCGCUGUGUGUUUGGCCCCGUCCCUGUUCCACCUCAACAUCCUGAAGAAGGACAACCUCUCACCCAGGGCCAUGCAGAGGAAGUACACGACAGGCCGGCCCGACCAGAAGGACCUGAAUGAGAACCUUUCCGCGACGCAGGGACUCGCCCACAUGAUCAUAGAGUGCAACCGACUGUUUGAGAUUCCUCACGAGAUGGUGACUCAGUCCAGGAACUCGUACGUGGAGGCGGACCUUCACGCUCCCACCUUAGAGGAGCUCUGUAGACAGCAGGAGGAGGACGAUGCGUCCUACCAGGCAGAGGCCAGACCCUGCCAGACACACUCAGAGACCAGACCGCAGAACCUGUACCAGAGCUACGUAGAGAGCAGGCUGCAGGAGCUCCUGAAGGAGGCCAGAGAGAAGGCUAAGGGCUGGGUGUCCUGCACCAGCUCAGACAACACUGAGCUCUACUGUAAGAAGGUUGGUGAUGGGAACCCUUUGCGGCGGUGGCGUGUGGCGGUAGAGGUGGAGGCCCCUCCCUCGGUGGUGUUGAACCGCGUGCUGCGAGAGCGCCACCUGUGGGACGUGGACCUGCUGCAGUGGAAGGUAGCUGAGACUCUGGACAGACACACUGAGGUGUUCCACUAUGUCCUCAACCGCAUGCCACCACACCCCAGCAGAGACUUCCUGGUCCUACGGUCAUGGAGGACUGAACUUCCCAAGGGGACGUGUGCAUUGGUGUGUGUGUCUGUAGAACAUGAGGACUGUCCCCGGGUCGGUGGGGUAAGGGCCGUGGUUCUCGAGUCUAACUACCUUCUAGAACCCUGCGGCUCUGGGAAGUCCAGACUCACUCACAUCUGCAGGGUGGACUUCAAGGGGAGGAGUCCAGAGUGGUACAACAAGGCCUUUGGUCACCUCUGUGCUGCUGAAGUAGCUCGCAUUCGCAACUCCUUCCAACCAAUCAGCACAGAGGGGCCAGAGACCAAGAUCUGACACUAGAGUCUUCCAUCCAUAGAGCUAGACCCACACAUACCUGGAGGGAACUAGACACAACCUGGCCUGGCCUAGAGCUAGUGUAACCGAGUUGGAUUUGUAACCUCACUCCCCAGCCUGAAAUGUCUCCACCCUCACUAUCGAACUGCUAACUUUUUGGUAGCAUAGUUGGCUAAGACGUUGUCAAGAUGCUAGUCACCUGUGUUUGCUAGACAGAGGAUGCAAGAUCAAGGACCAGUGAGGAUAUGUGAGUGAGGAAGCACAGUGAUGUCUGUUACACUAGACCGAAUGAUGUCUGGAGCUCCACUAGGUGCUCAUGUUGAAUCGCCGCCGUUUGUCCACCCCCAGCAGGUGUGUGCAGCCAACGUUCAUGUUGGUCUGUCUUGAAAUGUGAUGCCAGAACACAGGGACUAAAGAGAGUAUGGAGCUUUCUGGACUGUCCACACAAUGACACAACAUGAGCUCCUUAGGUGCUGGACGUUAAGACGUUAUUAUGAUGUUAUUAUGACAUGUAUUAUUAUUAUUAUUAUUAUUAUUAUUAUUAUUAUUAUGUCCGAAAGGGGAACAGAACGAUCCAUCCAAUGUCCAUUAGUAUUCAGUAUUAGAGUUAUGUCUAGGACAUUUAAGCUCUUUAAAGCUUCUGGAAAGCUGUAUAUUAUUUUAUUAAUGUAAAAUGUCAUGCUUUAUGUUAGAUAUGCUGUAUGUGCACGCAUGUGUCUGU
This is a messenger RNA of Oncorhynchus keta (chum salmon), 6570 nucleotides long. Its product is annotated as stAR-related lipid transfer protein 13-like. The transcript is spliced from 17 exons. Gene Ontology annotation, molecular function: lipid binding; protein binding; GTPase activator activity. Gene Ontology annotation, biological process: actin cytoskeleton organization; regulation of Rho protein signal transduction; signal transduction. Bases 549 to 5849 code for a protein of 1766 amino acids. The record is from RefSeq and is a predicted model, not a curated record. Lineage: Eukaryota; Metazoa; Chordata; Actinopteri; Salmoniformes; Salmonidae.